Messenger RNA from Fraxinus pennsylvanica, 1611 nucleotides. Lineage: Eukaryota; Viridiplantae; Streptophyta; Magnoliopsida; Lamiales; Oleaceae. The record is from the annotation of a GenBank genome assembly.
AUGGCAAGAGAACAAUUGCAAGUGCUUAAUGCACUUGAUGUAGCCAAGACACAACUCUACCAUUUUACUGCUAUUGUUAUAGCAGGAAUGGGGUUCUUCACAGACGCAUAUGAUCUGUUCGCCAUUUCUUUGGUGACAAAAUUAUUGGGACGCAUAUACUACACGCACGAUGGGGCACCAAAGCCUGGAACUUUACCUCCUGGUGUUUCGUCUUCUGUCAUCGGUGUUGCUUUGGUUGGCACGCUAUUGGGGCAGCUAUUCUUUGGGUGGCUAGGCGAUAAGAUGGGACGGAAAAAAGUUUAUGGUCUUACUUUAGUUCUCAUGGUUGUAUGCUCACUUGCCUCGGGAUUUUCAUUUGGGUCGACACCUAAGGGUGUUAUGGCUACCCUCUGUUUCUUCAGGUUCUGGCUGGGCUUUGGGAUUGGUGGUGAUUACCCUCUCUCCGCCACAAUCAUGUCUGAAUACGCCAAUAAAAAGACACGUGGUGCCUUCAUAGCUGCAGUUUUCGCGAUGCAAGGAUUCGGGAUUCUGACUAGUGGAAUUGUGUCUCUUAUUGUCUCUGCAUCAUUUGAUCAUGCAUAUAACGCUCCCACGUACAAGGAGAAUGCGGCACUCUCGACGGUGCCACAAGCCGACUAUAUUUGGCGCAUUAUUUUAAUGUUUGGAGCCAUCCCAGCUGCACUCACUUUCUACUGGCGUAUGAAGAUGCCUGAAACAGCCCGUUACACGGCCCUUGUAGCCAAAAAUGCAAAACAGGCAGCGCAAGACAUGGCCCACGUGUUAAAUGUUGAAAUUGAAGCCGAAGAGGAGAAAUUAGAAAAAAUAGCUGAGAGGCCAGCAAACUCAUUUGGCUUAUUUUCAAGGGAAUUCCUUCGCCGUCAUGGCCUUCACCUGUUAGGCACCACCACAACAUGGUUCCUGCUGGACAUAGCUUUCUACAGCAACAAUCUUUUCCAAAAGGACAUAUUUUCCGCAAUAGGAUGGAUUCCCCAUGCCGAAGAAAUGAAUGCUGUGCAUGAAGUUUAUCGUAUUGCCAGAGCACAGACACUAAUCGCGCUUUGCAGUACUGUCCCAGGAUACUGGUUUACGGUAGCAUUCAUUGAUAUAAUUGGAAGAUUUGCCAUCCAACUUAUGGGAUUCUUCUUCAUGACCGUCUUCAUGUUUGCACUAGCUAUUCCUUAUAAUCACUGGAAAGAGAACAGAAUUGGCUUUGUAGUUAUAUAUUCACUGACAUUUUUCUUCUCCAACUUCGGCCCAAAUGCAACAACGUUUGUUGUCCCAGCAGAAAUCUUCCCUGCCCGACUAAGAUCAACCUGCCACGGCAUAUCUGCUGCAGCUGGAAAGGCUGGUGCUAUUGUAGGAGCAUUUGGUUUCUUGUAUGCAUCACAGCCUAAAGAUCCGAGCAAGAGAGAUGCUGGCUAUCCAGCAGGCAUUGGUGUGAAAUAUUCGCUCAUUGUACUCGGCUGCGUCAAUGCAUUGGGAAUGUUGUUCACUUUCUUAGUGCCAGAAGCGAAUGGAAAAUCACUGGAGGAGGCAUCAGGUGAAAAUGAAUUGGAUGCUGAUGAUAUAACAGAGCAGACUGCUCCUUCCCACAGGACUGUUCCAGUUUAG